Glarea lozoyensis ATCC 20868 is the source of this 1149-nucleotide messenger RNA. RefSeq lists its product as uncharacterized. The record is from RefSeq and is a predicted model, not a curated record. Lineage: Eukaryota; Fungi; Ascomycota; Leotiomycetes; Helotiales; Helotiaceae. The transcript has a single exon. The coding region runs from base 1 to 1149 and encodes 382 amino acids.
AUGUUUUCAAUUAUCCCUAUUCCAGUCAUCGCGCCUAUGGAGCAUCCUGUGGUAGGGCUUACGCGCCCCAGAGGCGUGCGCAACAAUCCGGCUUUGCUGAACGGGGGAACCAGCUUGAAGCUUAGUGAAGGUGAUCUAUCACCAGUUCUAGAAGCCCAUCCUGGGUCCCCCGUUGACAUUAGUUCACACCCUCGUCCCUCCCUGGCGGCAUCGCUUAACCAGCGUUUGUACCAUGGGAGCGACGCUGAGCUCGCAAAGUUUCAUGAGAGGAAGGCGAGAAUUCAGGGGAGAAGAGAAGAUUCUAUCAGGAGGGAUGGCCUGGCCGCAAAAGGAAGCAUCUUUGGAGGAUAUAGAGAUGCGAAGAAAAAAGAAGGCGAUGGGUUGGUGCCGAAUCAACGACGUAUGCAGGUUGCAGGACCGAAUCCAUUUUUUAUACCCGCCAAAAUCACGGAACAGGAAGAGGUUCUGAAUCCGAUCAGUCCUUUGACACUCGAUCAUGUAGAUACCCCAAUGACAGAUGUCACCCCAUUGGGAACACCCAGUCCCGGCACACCAAUCGAGGAACUCCCAACUCCACCCGCAACCGAACCGCCAGCUCGAUUAUCAGUCGAUACGGAAAUGUCCAUGCACUACGAUUUCAAGACCGAAAACGGCAUCUGGAUCUCCGCCAACCCACUCGCCAUGGAAUCCCGCAGCAGCCUCAACACCAACACCACGUACAGCACCAUCACAGAUGACCGCUUCGACCGCAUGUCCACCGUCUCCCACGCCCUCACCCUCGACACCUCCGUCGCGUCGUCCGCUGCGUCCAUGAUGUCCUCCAUCGACUCAGCUUCGUCUGCGGACGUAUACGGCUGGGAAGAGGAGCUCGAUCGCAAAGAGAGCAUUGAGACGACCUCCGCGUGGGAACGCGAGGUUAGUCGUCGUUUGCCGAGUGGAGGCCGUACUAUGGGCCCUCGACCUGGCUUUGGCGCGGCGGGGAAACGAAAGGGCUUGUUAUACAGAGUGCUGAAUCUUCAUGGGAGGAAAAGCAGUGGUGAGGGGAGUGCCAAUUCGAGUUCGAGUACGCUGCCGAGUCCGUUGCCGUUGGGAUUGCCGCCGGCUGUGCAUGGGAGUGGGGAGUUUCCUACGCCUACUACUUCUGCUUGA